GAAAAUUUGAGGAAUGGAUUGAGGAUGAGGAAAAUUAUAGAAUAACAGUAACAGAGUUUCAACGUAUAGGAGGACAAAAUUAUGCUCAAACCACGAGAAAAAUAAUGUAUAAAAUGAUAAGCAAUGAAGUUGCUAUCAUGUUUUCUUGGGAUGGAUUAAAAAAAAAGGCAUCAUUUAAAUGCCUGAAACUGGCGAAAGCUAUAUUAGAGGCUAUGAAAAUUCAAUAUAUGGAGGUAUCAGAAUCCAACAUAGUAGACGUGAUAAAAACCUUUUUGGUUAAAGCCAAGGAAAGGAUAAACUUGGGGGACAAAAAGAAGACUAAAGCUUUAGCUGAUGAAAUACAGAAAAAUUAAAAAUGUUUUGUUUUAAACCCUGUUUUUAUUAGUUUUAUGUUACUGAAUUUUAUUAUCUGUUUUUACUAGUAUUUUAAGUUGUUCAUUAGUUUUUAAACUGUUC
Molecule: messenger RNA, 456 nt
Organism: Phyllotreta striolata
Lineage: Eukaryota; Metazoa; Arthropoda; Insecta; Coleoptera; Chrysomelidae
Source: the annotation of a GenBank genome assembly